Messenger RNA from Columba livia (rock pigeon), 3984 nucleotides. RefSeq names its product pancreatic lipase-related protein 2. Gene Ontology annotation, molecular function: triacylglycerol lipase activity; protein binding. The coding region runs from base 287 to 1894 and encodes 535 amino acids. The record is from RefSeq and is a predicted model, not a curated record. Gene Ontology annotation, biological process: lipid metabolic process. The transcript has 14 exons. NCBI's taxonomy places the organism in Eukaryota, Metazoa, Chordata, Aves, Columbiformes, Columbidae.
CGUGUUAUCUCAGAUGAAGCAUACCUGACAGAAGAUCUCUUUUGGCACUAACCAACAAAGUCACAGAUGCAGCUGGGAACCCAAGUGCUGAAGAUCAGCAGUGGGGUGAGCGUCCCUCCGCCACAUGUCCUCAGAGGGCAGACAAAGUGCUGUCCUGCUUCCUUCCAGGCUCUUCAGAGGACUUCUGCAAGGCUUGGUGCAAUCAUCUGAGAGGUGGACCCAAAGAACUUGCUAGGAGCUUUGCCAAGCUUCCGUUUGUCAAGGUCAGGAGGAAAAUCUUCAAGAGAUGUUUAGAAGGCAGCCUACUUAUGCCAAAUCUCCAGGGCGAACAGAAAGAAUGCCAAAGAUGUUUGUAGUAUGGAUCACCACUCUUCUUCUUCUUCUCAAUGCAGCCAGAGGAAGGCAAGUUUGCUAUGAAAGGCUUGGAUGCUUUACAGAUAUUCCUCCUUGGUCUGGGAUCCCAGGGAGACAACUGGCAGGCUUGCCCAGCUCUCCAGAAGAUGUGAACACCAGUUUCUUCCUUUUCACUAAAGACAACAUCAUUAACUAUCAAAAAAUUUCUGCUACAAAUCCUUCAACUAUAAAAACUACAAAUUUCCGACCACACAGGAAAACUCGCUUUAUCAUACACGGCCACCUUGCUGGACCGGACCUCCCCUGGAUAGCAAAUAUGUGCAGGCUGAUGCUUCUCACUGAAGAUGUGAACUGCAUUUUGGCUGACUGGACAGGUGGCUCCAGUGGCUUGUACACCACAGCCGCUAACAACGUCCGCAUUGUGGGGGCUGAGCUGGUCUAUCUGGUGAACUUUCUUGAGAAAGAUUAUGGCUACUCCCCUGCCAACAUUCAUUUCAUUGGCCAUAGUCUUGGAGCACACGCCGCUGGGGAGGCAGGGAGAAGGAAACCCGGCAUUGGAAGGAUAACAGGUUUGGAUCCAGCUGGGCCCCUUUUCCAGUAUACUCCCACAAUGGUUAGGCUGGAUCCUUCAGAUGCAAAAUUUGUUGAUAUAAUUCAUACUCAUGCUGGUCAUCUGUUCUUUGACUUUGCUCCAGGGAUUCUUCAGACCUGUGGCCACCUGGAUUUUUACCCAAAUGGAGGGAAGAAGAUGCCAGGAUGCAAGCAGCUUCGUGUACCUCCUGCAACUCGGGAUAUCAAUGACCUAAUGAGAGAAUAUCGGUCUAUUGCAUGUGGACAUAAAAGAAGUCUCCGCUAUUAUGCUGAGAGUAUUGUCACUCCCAAUGGAUUUGUUGGGUAUCAGUGCAAAACAUAUCGAGCUUUUGUAUUGGGCAAGUGCUUCCCAUGUCCAAAGGAAGGAUGCCCACUGAUGGGUCAUUAUGCUGAUAGGUUUUCAAAUAAAACUGAAAAAGAAGAGCAAAAGAUUUAUUUGAACACAGGGGCCUGCCCUCCAUAUGCUCGCUGGAGAAAAGAGAUACAUGUCAGAGUAUCUGCAACAGAAAUCAUGAAGGGAAAUAUAGAUGUAGCCUUGACUGGAACUAAUGGAAUCAGGAAAGAAUAUACAAUUGACAAGGGAACUUUCAAACCAGGCACCACAUACUUGAACUAUAUUGAUACAGAAGUUUCUGGGAACAUUUCAAAAGUUGAGUUUCUCUGGAAAAAGCACGUAGGUCACAGAGGCUACAUGGGAGCUGAGAAAGUCACAAUAAUAUCUGGGGAAAAUGGAAAUGUCCGUGUUCUGUGGCCGUGGGACCGUGCGGCCGAGCACGUGGCAAACCCUGGAGCUUUGCUGAGGCUUGGAGAGGAACGUUAUGCUUAUCCACUGUGGCAACCCUCAGCAUCUGCAAGAGCACAGUUCUUCCACCAGCAACAGGAAACACUCGCCCAGCUCUCUACAAAAGCUCUGCUUCCAAAUUGGUCUUAUCAGCUUUUAUCCAUAUAGAGAAGUUACACUUCCGUGAAUUCCAGUUACAAUGACAGCUAACAAGUAUUUUACUAGUAGCACACUCAUGCAGCGGGAUUAUAUUUCAAGGGGAAAAAUACUAAAACAGAAAAAAAGGUUCCAGCCAGUUCUCCUUCAAAACAUAAUUACCUUAGGAGGAGCACCCAAAAAGAAACAACAACGACAAAGAAAAAAGAAAGAAGAAAAAUAAGAUAAAAAAAAAAGGGUGGGAUAUAAAAAAGGGGGACAGACAGCCAAAUUCUUUAAUAGUGCCUGCUUACUUGUUCACAAAAAAGGACACUUUGACGUUUUCAGGAGCAUCUGAUUCUGUCAGGAGUCCAAGGAAUAAUUUUAAAAAUAAUCUGAACUUGAACGGCAUUGCCUGACAUGUUCUUCCUCGUUGAAGAUCCCAGUCAAACAGUAUUUUAGCAGCACAUCCAAAGACUGCUGGGAGCUGGGACUGUGUACUGAAUUGUACAGUAUACCCUGAGAAACUCCACCACCAAAGCUCACUGUGUGUCAAGCAGUACAGGCCAUGCACAGGAAAAUAUUUGACUAUUGCCUUUUUCCUGGGGAAGUACUGGUUGAUGUGGUCUCUUCAGCUCUGCUGAACACUGGUGGCCUGGGAUUCUCUCUAUACCUGAAACAGGCAUCAUACUUAUCAAAACUAUGUUGCACUAUUGAGGAUGCUCAACUUCCUGGCAGCCUUCAAAGUAACUAUUUUCUCUUUACCAGUGCAGCUGAGUUUUCCACCUCUGCCUUGCCUUUCUGAAGCCACUGAACUCACACCUGAGCUGCAUUGUUUACAUUACUAUAUAGCAUUGUUCCUCCCAAAUUUGGCAGCUUUUUGAUUAUACUGGUUAAUAAAAACAGACUACUAGAAGUUAUCAGCAUCAGCAAAAAUAAGAUAAGACUGGUUUUGUUUCAGUACAAGCUCCACAAAAAAAAUUCCUUGCAGUUUUAAUUGCCCACUGUGCACUAAGAUAUACAGCUAAUUUUUCAAUCUAAUGUGAAGUUUAUCAUUUGACCUCAGAAACCCUGUGUGUGAAUCAUGUUGGGCAAUUCCGUUCUGUCCCAUCCUAACAACUUGCUAUUCUAGAAUACUUCCAGUGAGGUUUACCACAAGAUUCUAAUGAGAUGCAUUACACAAGGCUAAAUGCGAGUGAUGAACAGGUGUGUUUCAAAUUACGCAGCAAUAAUUUUGAGAUGUCAGAAUCCAGUCACCUCUUAUGAAGUUUGCCAGAGGAGCUUGCUUGGGAGGUUUGCAGCAAAGUUGACAAAUCAGCUCUCUAACUCCUCAGACUCACCGCUUCGGUACCCUCAGCAACUCCACCCAUGCGAAAUAGGACCCAGAAACCAUCCCGAGCAGGGAACUCAUCCUCCUCUACCCCUUAAGGAAACUCCUUUGGCAAGACCCCUUCUUGAGUGUGUAGGGACUCCUCUGUUCUAUGCUACACAGGGGAAGUACAAACAACCCCCAAGGUACUUAUACACAUUUAGGAAAUAUCUGUAUCUCAUAAUUAUAUCAUAUUAAAUAUCCUCCAUAAAUCAGGCAUGGCUCUUUGCCCCAGAGUUGCACAAAUAAAGGAGACUCAGGGAGGGGGAAAGGAAGAGUUAUUUUCCCUUUCUUACAGUCAGGAACUAAGACAAAAGAAUUGUAAAUAUUUUUUCCUCGGGGUCAGGAAAAAGCGUUCAGCAGAGCCAGGUCCUGGUUGGAUCAUCGGAUUUGAUGAUAUGAGACAGCAGUGUGAGCAGUGCAAUCCGGGCCAUCGCUUCUCACAAGACAGAUGCAAUGUCCUGUUGAACUCAAAACUUCUUUAUAGACCAUCUCUUCCUGCCUCCCAUGCCUGGUGUGCCACUUCUGGAGUUCUAAAUAUUAAUUUGAUUUUUUAAUGAAUAAUAAAUCACUCUUACUUUAAAAAAAAUACAAGCUUUCAUUUUGUUUCAUUUUAACCUAUUGAUUUCAACAGCAUUCUGACAAAACAUAGCAGCUCAUAUGGGCUGGUCCAGCUCAUUAGAUCACUUAAAAAUAUCGAUUUUUGCACCCAGUCACUUCAGCUAAAAAUAAAAGAUUGCACUAAUUUCUUUCC